Molecule: messenger RNA, 3402 nt
Organism: Globicephala melas (long-finned pilot whale)
Lineage: Eukaryota; Metazoa; Chordata; Mammalia; Artiodactyla; Delphinidae
Gene: PDLIM5
Product: PDZ and LIM domain 5
Biological process (GO): actin cytoskeleton organization; muscle structure development; heart development
Cellular component (GO): adherens junction; stress fiber; filamentous actin
Molecular function (GO): muscle alpha-actinin binding; actin binding
Source: RefSeq, a predicted model, not a curated record
GGAAGUUCCCGGGGGCCGUGGGGACGGCGUACACACCACGAGUCACUUGUCAGCGCUCGUCUUAGGCGGAGGCAUCGCCGCGCCGGACCCGAGUUUCUUUCAUUUUUGGGCAUUGGACUUUGAGCCAUUAGAACCAUGAGCAACUACAGUGUGUCCUUGGUUGGCCCAGCUCCUUGGGGUUUCCGGCUACAAGGUGGCAAGGAUUUCAACAUGCCUCUGACAAUCUCUAGCCUAAAAGAUGGCGGCAAAGCAUCCCAGGCAAACGUAAGAAUAGGUGAUGUGGUUCUCAGCAUUGAUGGAAUAAGUGCACAUGGCAUGACUCAUCUUGAAGCCCAGAACAAGAUUAAGGGUUGUACAGGCUCUUUGAAUAUGACUCUGCAAAGAGCAUCUGCUACACCCAAGCCUGAGCCGGUUCCUGUUCAAAAGGGAGAACCUAAAGAAGUAGUUAAACCUGUGCCCAUUCCAUCUCCUGCUGUGUCCAAAGUCACUUCCACAACCAACAUGGCCUACAAUAAGGCACCACGACCCUUUGGUUCUGUGUCUUCACCAAAAGUCACAUCCAUCCCAUCACCAUCGUCCGCCUUCACCCCAGCCCACGCGACCACUUCAUCACAUGCUUCCCCUGCACCCGGGGCCGCUGUCACUCCUCCCCCAUUCGCUGCAUCUGGACCGCAUGCUAAUGCCAGUGUUAGUGCUGACCAGCGGUCAUCUGCACUGAGCGCUGGUAAACCUGCAGUUAAUGUCCCACGGCAGCCCACAGUCACCAGCGUGUGUGCCGAGACUGCCCAGGAGCUAGCGGAGGGACAGAGAAGAGGAUCCCAGGGUGACAGUAAACAGCAAAAUGGGAAAAUCCUACCCAAACGCCCACCAAGAAAACACAUUAUGGAUCGUUAUACAGAGUUUUAUCACAUACCUACUCACAGUGAUGCCAGUAAGAAGAGACUGAUUGAAGAUACUGAAGACUGGCGUCCAAGGACUGGAACGACUCAGUCUCGCUCUUUCCGAAUCCUCGCCCAGAUCACUGGGACUGAACGUAUGAAAGAAUCUGAAACUGAUAAUACAAAGAAGGCAAAGUUUGACAGUUCUCUGGAAGAUCUACCUGAGAGUGGACCUCACCCACCUGCAACUCCUCAGGUUUUACAUGUUGGUAGCCAAGUAGCCACACUUUCUAAAGUAACUACGUAUCCUAGCAGCUCCACAAGAAAUGUGGCGACAAGUUCUUUGGAAGGGUCUCGAAACUUGCCUACCUUGUCUUCUCCUGCUAGAUAUAGUGCUGCCGUUCUGAGCAGCGCAGCCGCUACUGUGUCUGCUGUUCUUGCUGCAAAAACCAGGCUCUCCAGUCCUGAAAAAUAUCACUCACUCCUGGAUGCACUUUGCAUCAGCCCUGUUUCCAAGCCUUUAGCUUUUUCAUAUCUCCAGCCCUCGAGGAAAUCAACUGACUCUGUCCAUGUUAAGAAAACCAGCAGCGCCCAGGAGCCCUCUCAGCCACUGGCCGCCGCCGCAGCUGCAGCUGGGAGCACGCCUGAGGGGCCGGGAAGCCCAGGCUCGGCCAGACCAGGGGUGGCCGGGCUCACCACUGCUGCCGCCUUCAAGCCUCUAGGGUCCACCGGUGGCAUCAAGUCACCAAGCUGGCAACGGCCCAACCAAGCAGCACCUUCUACCAGAAGAGUCGCAAGCAGCGGGACAUCCACAGGAGCAGUGGCAUCAGCCAACUCAGCCGAAAGGCAGCCCCAGCCCAGUGAUGAGGACACUUUGGUGCAAAGGGCCGAGCACAUUCCCGCAGGGAAACGAACUCCGAUGUGUGCCCACUGCAACCAGGUCAUCAGGGGACCAUUCCUAGUGGCACUGGGGAAAUCUUGGCACCCAGAAGAAUUUAACUGUGCUCACUGCAAAAAUACGAUGGCCUACAUUGGAUUCGUAGAGGAGCAGGGAGCCCUGUAUUGUGAGCUCUGCUAUGAGAGAUUCUUUGCCCCUGUAUGUGGUCGAUGCCAGAGGAAGAUCCUUGGAGAAGUCAUCAAUGCUUUGAAACAAACUUGGCAUGUUUCCUGUUUUGUGUGUGUGGCCUGUGGGAAACCCAUUCGUAAUAAUGUCUUUCACUUGGAGGACGGCGAGCCCUACUGUGAGACUGAUUAUUAUGCCCUCUUUGGCACUAUAUGCCAUGGAUGUGAGUUUCCCAUAGAAGCUGGUGACAUGUUCCUGGAAGCUCUGGCCUACACCUGGCACGACACUUGCUUUGUAUGCUCAGUAUGUUGUGAAAGUUUGGAAGGUCAGACCUUUUUCUCCAAGAAAGACAAGCCACUUUGCAAGAAACAUGCUCACUCUGUGAAUAUUUGAAAGUCAACAGUCCAGGGGAAGAGAAGAAAUUUGAAGAGAAAGAGGAGAAUUUAAAUCACCGAUUAAUUUUUAGAUUUAAUAUUUAUAUGGAGUUUUGAAAAAUAAUAGUGGCCCUGAAGGGAUAAAUUCCAGGCUUCGAAAACCAAGUCUAUGAGGAAACAUCUGGUUUCAUAAAGUAAAGAGACAGUUUGGCGUUUAUUAUUACUUUCUUUCCCGCAUUUUCUGCCCAUAAAAUAACUUUUAUAAAAGCCAGUUUCCUGGUUGACUAUUAAAUUCAUCUUAGAAUAAAUCAGUGAAGAACUAAAUUUUAGAAUAAAAGCCUUCAACCUCUAUGCUGAAAUAAUUAUACCUUCUUUCCAUACUAGGUAGUGGUGAGUAAAUCUAUAAAAGGCAAUAAAAAUGCCUUCACUUAAUUAAUAAGUGAGACAUGGUGUUUUUUUUAAAAAAAAUAGUGUUUAUCUUUAAAACAGUAAAUAGGAGUUUAAACAGAAUUUUAUCAAUAGUAGGUGUCAGGGUUUUUUAAACUGUAUACUUUUUUUUUUUUUUGUCUUUACAGUUGAUCAUUCCAGUAGGAAAGGCCAAUGAGAUUUUGAUCAAAAUGUGUCAUGCCCAAAAGAGAUGUUAUAUUUUUCUCUGAUCCCCUCCACCCCAGAAAAGCUACCAUAUAGCUUAUAAACUUUAAAUUUUUGCCUUUUAUUAAAAUAUGACCAUUUCUACUCAUUGUGUAUGUUUCACCACCUGUAUUAGUCAAACUAUUUUUUUUCCCUUCCCCAUGCUGAGGUAAAGACCUUGUUGAAUAACUUUGGACUCUGAAAGUUUUCUCUGUCUUUAAAGAGAAUAAAGAGAAAAGAAUGCUGUUGGGAAUUAUGGUAAAUCAGAGGAUUAGAUCAGAAAAUUUUUUAAAUUCUCCCUUUUUGGACAAUGAAUCAAUUAGAUCAGUUUCAGAGUUAUACUACUGACUGAUGAAGGUUUGAAAUUUCUCUUUGCAGAAUAAUUUUUUUCUUUAGUUCUACAUUGGAAAAAUAAAAGAUUGGCUUGGGGAUGUGAUAAAAAUUUAGAUUUUUUUUU